Trichogramma pretiosum is the source of this 2211-nucleotide messenger RNA. RefSeq names its product lipase 3-like. The transcript is spliced from 8 exons. NCBI's taxonomy places the organism in Eukaryota, Metazoa, Arthropoda, Insecta, Hymenoptera, Trichogrammatidae. Gene Ontology annotation, biological process: lipid metabolic process. Gene Ontology annotation, molecular function: hydrolase activity, acting on ester bonds. The record is from RefSeq and is a predicted model, not a curated record. Bases 268 to 1512 code for a protein of 414 amino acids.
GCUGCUGGGGUGCUCUCUCUCUCUCUCUAUCUUUCUGCUUCUGUGCUGUGUGCUUCGGCGUGCCGUGACCAAAACACGUCCGAAAAUCAAAACAUUGCCUCUCGCCGCCGAGAUCGGUCAGUCAGUCAGUCAGCCGCGUGCGAGUAAGUCGUGUCCAUAGCCGUCGUCGUCGUCGUCGUCGUCGUAGUCGUCCCACCCCAAGGAGGAAAAUUUUAUUACUUUUUUGACAAAAAUUGAUCGCUUGCGUGGGCCGAUCCGCAAAUCAACAUGAAACUCACUGUAUUGAAUUGGUUCGUGUUUCCCGCGAUGGGACUAGUGUGGUCGAUGACCGUGCCGAUUUUCAACCACUUUUAUUGCGCCGACAUGCCCAUCGAGCACGUGACCGAGAUGAUGGAUCCUCAGGAUUGGGACUCCGACACCUAUCAAAUGAUCAAUUUUAUCGGCUUGGCGGAAAAUUAUGGUUACACGGCCGAGGAGUACAAAGUGACGACGAAAGAUGGCUAUAUAUUGACGCUGCACAGAAUCAGCGGCAGCCCAUCGAGCCCCAAAGCUCCCGGGAAACCGGCCGUCUAUUUGCAGCACGGCAUUCUGCUGUCGUCCGACAGUUGGAUCCUCAUGGGUCCCGAAAAGGAUCUUGCAUUUUUACUCGCUGACCAAGGCAAGGACGUGUGGCUUGGAAAUACUCGUGGAAAUACGUAUUCUCGGGCUCAUGUCAAACUGGACCCGGCCGAAGAGCAAUUUUGGGAAUUCAGCUAUCACGAGAUGGGUAUCUACGACUUACCAGCCAUAAUUGACACGAUACUCGACAUGACUGACUCGCAAAAGCUCGAGUAUUACGGCUACUCGAUGGGCACGACGAUAAGUUACGUAUUGUUGUCCCAGCGCCCGGAAUACAAUCAGAAAAUCAGCAAAAUGUACCACAUAGCUCCGGUAGCGAAGUGGGGCUCGACUCUGAAAAGCAUGCUCAAAGUCAUGGAUGUGAUAUUCGACGCGCUGAAGGAAUUUAUUACGUUCUUUAAAUUUCAACAAUUGCUACCCCAAUCAGCGAUGGCGGCUGAACUGGGUAAAAAACAGUGCGACGAGAGUAGCUUCUUUCAACCAAUCUGCUUUACAUUGUUUUCAACUAUUGGACUCGAUAAAAGUAGAUUCAAUCAGACACUGCUACCUCAUGUAAUGAAGCAUUUCCCAGCUGGAGUUUCCAAGUAUACCGUCUAUCAUUAUAAUCAGAAUUAUAAUACUCAUAAAUUUGCGGCAUAUGACUACGGCGUGGGAAUAAAUCUUAAAAAGUAUGGUACGGCCAAGCCGCCAAAAUAUGAUUUGUCCAAGGUUAAGGUACCAGUUACCAUUUGGUAUGCCGAUAACGACGACAUCGCCUACCCAGACAAUGUCUUCAGUUUGGCCAAAGAAUUACCAAAUGUUAUAGAUGUUAACAAAGUUGACGACCCGAAGUUCAAUCACUUCGACUUUUUAUGGGCUACUGACGUCAGACAACUCGUCUACAACAAGCUGUGAUAUAUAUAAUUGUAUAUAUAUAUACUUUCGAUGAGAGCCAAAAGACUUGAUUUUAAAUUUCAUUUAAAAACUUGUUAAAAAAUUGUACAUAUCAGUAUUUAUUUUAAAUAUACAGUGAAUAUAGCCUGCUCUGAAAGGAUUAAAUCCAAUACAUAUCAACAACGAGACAUUAGGAUUUCUUAAAGCUCUGUUGUCCAUAUGUAAGUUUCAGAUUAAUAGCAGGUUGAUAUACACUAUAUUUACUUGUAUAUAUAAAAAAACUAGCCUUAUUUAGCUAAAUUUUCUAUUUUAUCCAAUCUGACAGUUUUAUGAAUUACAAGCAGUGUGUAGUUUUCGAGUAUAGUUACGUCUAGAUAUUAUAUAGUUGAAUACGCACCUACAAGGAUGUAAAGUAUAAGUGUGGUUGUUUCUUUGUAAAUCGAAACGAAGUUUGAGAUGGACAAAUGUGCAAUGUUUUAGCGCUUGAUAAUUUAUCUUCCUUAAUAAUUGUGAAUAAUUUGUUUCUCGUUUGCUUGAAAGGAGACGAUCAAACUCUCGAGUAUGAACAUUGUCGGCUUUCACAGCUCGAGCAUCGACGAAAAAACUGUGUUUAUAUAGGAUAAAAUAUUUUUAGAAAAUUUCGUACGCGAAUGGCUCAAAGAGCGAAAUUGUGAAUUUUAACGAAGGAAUAAAUAGUUUUCUUUUUUCGAUACACAAAAA